This is a messenger RNA of Marmota monax (woodchuck), 2486 nucleotides long. RefSeq names its product transmembrane protein 271 (gene Tmem271). Lineage: Eukaryota; Metazoa; Chordata; Mammalia; Rodentia; Sciuridae. The record is from RefSeq and is a predicted model, not a curated record. Bases 1 to 1125 code for a protein of 374 amino acids. The transcript is spliced from 2 exons.
AUGAAGUGGAGCGUCCGCGGGGCCUGCGCCGCGCUUUCCUCCUGCCUGCUGCUCGCCUGCGCACUCAGCGCCGCCGCCGUCGGCCUUAAGUGCUUCUCGCUGGGCUCGGAGCUGCGCGGGGAGCCGUUCCGACUGGGGGCCGCAGCCGGCGCCUUCUACUCGGGGCUGCUGCUGGCUGCCGGCCUUUCACUGCUCGGCGCCGCCCUGCUCUGCUGCGGGCCCCGGGACGCGCCCCUCGCCGGGCCGGGACCAGCGCCAGGCCCGGGGAUAGGGGUUCCCGCGGCUCCCGAGGGCGCUCCGGAGGCUGCACCCGGUGAGGCGGGGGCGGCGGCCGGGCCCCCGGGGCCGGUGAACAGCCAGAACCUGCUGCUGCUGGGCGUGCUUGUCUUCAUGCUCGGGGUCCUGAGCGCCUUCGCGGGCGCAGUGAUCGACGGCGACACGGUGUCCCUGGUGGAACGCAAGUACUCCCAUUACUGCCUGCCCCCGCGCUCUCCGGCCGCAGCCCCCAGCCCCGCAGCCGCGGCCCCGGGUCCGGCCCCAGGGGCGCCGCGCUCCCGCAGCACCCUGGACAGCGCCACGUCCGCCAAGUGCCGCCAGCUGAAGGACUACCAGCGCGGCCUGGUGCUCUCUACCAUCUUCAACUCGCUCGAGUGUCUGCUGGGCCUGCUCAGCCUUCUGCUGGUCAAGAACUACAAGUCGUCGCAGGCCCGGAGGGGUCGGCGCGGCCGGCGGAGGGCAGGUCGGGCCCUGGCGCGGCCCCGUGGCAUCCCUGGGCUCCGUGCGCAGCCGCCAUCCUCCCGCGCGCGGCGGGGACGACGGGGUCGGCGGGGGCGAAGGCUGCAGCAGCGGCCGAGUGAGGCCUCCAUCCUGUCCCCUGAGGAGUCCGACUUUGCCGCCCCUGGGGACUGCGCGGGCUUCGCGGCUCACCACGCAGUGUCCUACAUUAACGUGGGCGUCUUCCACGCAUUCGACGAGGCGGGCGUGGAGGUGUGCUGCGGCGGACACCCAUCGGUGGAGCUGCCCGGGUACGCGCCCUCGGAUCCCGACCUCAACGCCUCCUACCCGUACUGUUGCCGACCGCCCUUCGAGGCGGCGCGCCCCUGGGAGCCGAGGCGGGCCUGCUGAACCCCAGGCUGGGUCCCAGCGCUCGCGCCUCCCGCAAGAGCCCAGGGGAGGGUCCCAAGCCAGGCCUCCAGGGCGCAACAGCUCCGUGACCACUGGACGGUCCUCUGAUGUUAUUGUUUCUGUGUCCAGGACGUUUCUCUUCUCUGUGUCGUUCGUAUCCGGAUUCCAUUUAAAGUUUACAAUAAAUGUUUUGGGUCGGCUCGCCGACUGCACUUCUCUUUGGCAUCGGUUCCCUGGGCGGCGCUGAGGUCCCAGGUCGAGGGGCAAGAACAGAGCGCGCAGCUAGCGUGAUUUCCUGCGAGGACCUAGGCUGAGCGACAGACAAAAGCCAAGGUCCUGUAGGAACUCAGGGAGGAGUGCCAUCCGGCAGCAACACUGCGACCCCACGUGCCUGCUUCAGCCGACACUUUCUUACUGUAAAGCUCUCCAUAAACAGUGACUAUGUUUGGUAUGUUUAUUGCAAUUUGAAGUUGAUUUUUAUAGAGGUGAAAAGACAUCUACCGUGGAAACUAUAGAACAUGAAAGAAAUUGAAGAAGACACAAGAAGAUGGAAAGACCUCCCAUGUUCAUGGAUAGGAAGAGUUAAUAUUGUUAAAAUGGCCAUACAAUCAAAAGCAAUAGACAGAUUCAAUGCAAUCUCCAUCAAAGUAUCAAUGACAUUCUUCACAGAACUAGAAAAAGCAGUCCUUGGCUGGGGUUGUGGUUCAGUGGUAGAGCACUUGCCUCCUACGGGUGAGGCACUGGAUUCUGUCCUCAGCACCACAUAAAAAUAAAUAAAUCAAAUAAAGGUAUUGUGUCCAUCUACGACUAAAAAUGUAUUCUUAAAAAUUUUUUAAAUAUAUUUGGAAGAAGAGAAGACCCAGAACAGUCAAAGCAAUUCUAAGCCAAAAAAGCAAUGUUGGAGACAUCACAAUACCUGAUUUCAAAUUAGACCACAGAGAUAGAGUAACAAAACUGCAUAAAAACCGGACACACAGACCAGUUGUACAGAGUGUGAAGAGAGCCUCCUGGGCUGCCAGCGCGCUGUGCUGCAGUCCUCUUUUCUCCCCAGCUCCUCCCUGUGGGGUGGAAAUGUUCACCUGUGCCUGUCCUGCCAUCCUGUCCUGUAAAUUUGUCACUUUCUUUUUUGACCUUUACAGAGCUCACAGCUGAGUGUGUCUUGAGUCUCAGGGGAGACUGUGAACUUGGGACUUGGGACAGUGCUGGAACAGUCAAGACUUUGGGGGCCCCAGAGCGCGAGCUGGGUGAGUUUGCAUGGUGAGAUGGACACCAGACUUUGGGGGCCGGGGCAGAGUGCUACAGUUUGGAUCAUGAAUGUCCCCAAAAGUCCAAGUGUUAGAGGCUUGAUCCCCGAGGAGUUC